Trachymyrmex cornetzi is the source of this 3126-nucleotide messenger RNA. RefSeq names its product autophagy-related protein 9 (gene Atg9). The record is from RefSeq and is a predicted model, not a curated record. The coding region runs from base 283 to 2787 and encodes 834 amino acids. NCBI's taxonomy places the organism in Eukaryota, Metazoa, Arthropoda, Insecta, Hymenoptera, Formicidae. The transcript has 8 exons. Gene Ontology annotation, biological process: protein localization to phagophore assembly site; piecemeal microautophagy of the nucleus; autophagy of mitochondrion. Gene Ontology annotation, cellular component: phagophore assembly site; autophagosome.
GAAACCGAGACUGGCCGAGGCUCAGGAAAGAUGGUGAAACGCAGAGAGACAGAUGUGCGGUUCUAAACGUCCCGAUGUCUAAAUCGCCAGUGAAUAAUCACGCGGACGGCGGCCGAUAUGCGAGCAGGCAAUCGUGCGUAGCCUGCAGGCGGGAUUGAGCGUCACGAGUUGAGAGAUUCGUCGUGAUCCGGGCAUCGCUCGUGGAUCGUGGUAAUUGCGGCACGAAGAUGCUUGUGGAGCAACCAUCAACUGGUAGCUAAUUAAAUUUUAUGACAUGAAAGAAUGAAACGAGAAACUGUCAUUACCAUUGUAGAGCCUGAUCGACGUGCGCAAACGAUGACGACGGUAUUGGAUAGUAGCUAUCAACGUAUACAGCCUUACGAGGGGCAGGAGGAAGACGCGGACGAUGAAGACGAUCAUGAGGAGGCGCCUCAAGAAUCAGGUGUCAUUAUCCAUGUGGUACCGGAGGGUAACAAAGCACGAUGGAAUCACAUCGAAGACUUAGAUUCAUUCUUCACGCGAAUGUAUCACUAUCAUCAGCAGCAUGGCUUCGUCUGUAUGAUGCUCCAAGAAGUUUUGGAAUUACUGCAAUUUUUUUUUGUAGUCACAUUCGUUACCUUUCUCUUUCACUGCAUCGAUUACAGCAAAUUAUAUAGUGGUGGUGGAAAUACUAACGAUACCAAAAGCGAUGCGAUAAUGUGCAUGGGAGAUUGUAUAAAGUCGAUCUCUUCAUUUUAUUGGAGUCUUCUCGUAGUCGCGACAAUUUUCUUUAUCCUCCAAUUCCUUAAAGUUUUGUAUCACCUAACGCAGUUCUGGGAGAUCAAAAUGUUCUUCAAUACAGCGCUCAAAAUCGCCGACAGCGAGCUAGACAAUUUUACGUGGCACGAAGUUCAGAAACGUGUGAUAGAAGUGCAGAAGGAGCAAGAGAUGUGCAUUCACAAAAGAGAACUUACGGAAUUAGAUAUAUAUCAUAGGAUAUUAAGACAUAAAAAUUACAUGGUAGCUAUGAUCAACAAAUCACUCUUACCUGUGCGACUCAAAGUCCCCAUUAUAGGAGAAGUCAUUUUUUUGACACGGGGUUUGAAAUAUAAUAUAGAAUUAUUACUAUUUUGGGGACCAUGGUCACCAUUCGAAAAUAAUUGGCAUCUAAAGGAAGAUUAUAAAAAGUUAAACAAAAGGCAAGAACUCGCACGAUCAUUGUCUAAACAUAUUCUGUGGGUCGGUAUCGCAAAUUUCGUCCUGUGUUUCCUUAUUCUUCUAUGGCAGGUUCUUUAUACGUUUUUCAAUUAUGCUGAAACUAUUAAACGAGAGCCAAGUGUUCUGGCGAUGCGGACGUGGUCUCUAUACGGUCGAUUGUACCUGCGACAUUUCAACGAACUCGAUCACGAAUUGAAUGCGCGUCUCAGUCGCGCGUACCGUCCUGCUUCGAAGUAUAUGAGCAGCUUCACGUCUCCGAUAAUGACAAUAGUCGCAAAGCACAUAGCGUUUAUCACCGGUAGCGUAUUGGCAGUGUUACUGGUUAUAACAUUGAUUUAUGAGCCAACGUUUUCGAUGGAACGCGUAGUUGCCUACAUGACCAUGUUAGGAGGAGUGGCAGCAUGCGCGAAGGCAAUUGUACCCGAUGAGAAUCUAGUUUGGUGUCCCGAGACUCUUCUAACUGCUGUGCUAGCCCACACGCAUUACAGACCGGAUAGUUGGCGAGGGACUGCUCAUACGCAUACCACUAGAGCCCAGGUAGCACAGUUAUUCCAAUAUCGCGCGGUGCAUCUGUUGGAAGAAUUGGUUUCUCCAUUCGUGACAACAUAUAUUUUGUGCUUCCGUAUGCGACACCGAGCCUUAGAGAUUGUAGACUUUUUUCGUAACUUCACGAUUGAAGUGGCUGGAGUCGGUGAUGUGUGUAGCUUCGCUCAGAUGGACGUACGUAGACAUGGCAAUCCCAUGUGGCAGACUGUAGCACACAGUCCCACGGUCUCUCCGCUGCCAGAGGAGAGACUGCAUCAUAGUGCAGGAUACGACAAUCAGUACGGCAUCGAUCCAGACAAGUACCACGUACCGAUGUCGAAUCAUUAUACCCAGGCUGAAGACGGCAAGACCGAAUUAUCCCUCAUACAUUUUACUCUGACGAAUCCCGAGUGGAAGCCACCGUCCCACGCGGAAAAUUUCGUAACUGCUUUGAGAGAAAGAGCUAAGAAGGAAGUAACUGCCGAUCCUGAUCCUUAUAAUAAUCCCCUGAUAGCUAGUUUGAACAGUCUGUCCGGUCUUGGCUACAGAGAUCAUGUAUCGAAUAUUAUUCGAAGUACGAUGAAUCAAGUGAGUGUACCGAGCAUGAGUAACAUUUUCACAAAUCAGCCAGGUACAUCAGCUACAUCGGUUGGCGUCGAUCAGUCGUUUGCCACAAGAUCUACCGUUCUACGUCGAGGUGUGUCCAGGACGGAAGGUCCAUUACACAAUGAUAGAGGAUUCCUGUAUGAUUUGCAACAAGGUAUAUCGAAUCAGUCGCUAGGUGCUUCUGUAUUCGGAUCGGGCCACAGUUAUGUUAUGGAAACGCAUACAGAUCCGUAUGCACCUACAGAAUUAACCGCUGCUGAUAUGUCUUUGUCUACAUUGUACCUGCAUGAGCUUCAUCAUAGACAAGUAAGAAGAAGGGGUUACCAAGAAAUGGCAACGAGAAGUAUAUGGCAGCGAAGUCCCGUUCAAGAGCUAGCAACACUUCCUGAGGUUAGACAAGAAAGAAUACCUCUCCUGUUGCAUCAGGAUUCCUCUUUAAGGAAAAAUAGAGAGUCCUAACACUAGAAAUUUCAUUUAAAUAGCAUCCGAUUCGCGCAAUAAUCAUCAUUUUUAGAAGAAUAAAGUGAUUUUUAUCUGUUUUAUGAUAUAACGAAUCCAUGAUUUAUUUUACAAUAAAUAAGUAGUCGCAAUAUCCGAGAGUGAAAUUGUUUGAACAUUCUCGGUGUUAUAUAGAAGUUAUUAUGUCUUCUAAAUAUUUUACACAGAAUGCAGAGAGAGCAUAUGCUUCUUUCUCUCUUUUUCUCUCUCUUCUUUCUCUGUAUGUGGCCAACGAUCUAAUAAUGCCUAUUCUUAAUAUCAAAGGCCUAUUUAAAAGCUUACGUUUUAUAUGUAAAAUAU